GGCAUAAAUUUGACUUGCAAGCGCGCGAAAGGAAAUGCACACGAAUUCCAUUGCUCUCACGAGUCGCAUUAUAGAGUGUGACUUCCUGUUCUCUCGUGGUUUGCUGCUGGCCUUUUAAUAUUGAUUUUGCCAAUGAAACUCUCCGUCUCCCGCUAUGUGACACUUAUAACAGUGCAGAGCCUGCUGCUUGUCUUGGACCUCUGCAUUAAUGCCUUUUCUGAUUUGGCUCUGCAGGACACCAUCGUCGCCCUGGUUGUUUACAUCCUUCAAGAUAUGAGUCUGGUGUUUGCGAUUAUUCUUAUUUUCCUCAGCUUCUUCUCAACCUUUCUAUUUCAGGCUGGACUUUUGUCAGACGUUGUGAAAGAGUUUGGUUCCACAAUUUUCAUAUCUACACUGUACCUGAUCCUGAGCGUUGCCCUUCAUUGGGUGACCCUUCAAGAGUCCACCAGCAAGGACAAUUGGUCGGAGGAAGAGCCCCUUGCCAGGAGUUUGGCGACUGAGGAGCAACGCUGGCCGGCAGGGAGACUGCCGCUUUAUGCUACUCAGAGAUUUUGCUCACUCAUAUAUUACUACACGUACAAGUGGACAAUGCUGAGGAUCGCUGAUUCGAAAUAUUACGACGACAAAGUAUGGAUCAAAAGAUCCAACGCAGUUGGAGACUCAGCCUCAACUAUAAUUGAAAACGGAUAUAAUAAGGAGGUUAUUGAAUUAAAAUAAAUAGAAUUUGAAGUAUGUCUCAACAAUAUCACAGCCACUAUAUUAUAGAGGAGAAGCCAAAUUUCUUACUUUAAUGGAUAUACUUGGUAAAAAAUAUUCAGUUAUUAAAUCUUCUUCAGAUCGAUUCAAAUCUUUAAUGAGUGUGUUUUUAACACACUUCGCCAUAUACUUUACUCCAUAUUAUAGCCAUGUAUUUUGAUAUUUUUAUGUGUAUAGUCAUAUAUUUGGAA
This is a messenger RNA of Cloeon dipterum, 947 nucleotides long. RefSeq names its product transmembrane protein 138. Bases 133 to 717 code for a protein of 194 amino acids. The record is from RefSeq and is a predicted model, not a curated record. Gene Ontology annotation, cellular component: cilium. NCBI's taxonomy places the organism in Eukaryota, Metazoa, Arthropoda, Insecta, Ephemeroptera, Baetidae. The transcript is spliced from 4 exons.